Messenger RNA from Prorocentrum cordatum, 1794 nucleotides. NCBI's taxonomy places the organism in Eukaryota, Dinophyceae, Prorocentrales, Prorocentraceae. The record is from the annotation of a GenBank genome assembly.
AUGGCGGCUCGCGCAUGGAGGUCCCCCGACCGUGGCCGUGCGGAUCGGGCUCCGCCUCCACAGAGGCACGACGACGACGACUUCGAACAGCUCGACGAGGAGGAGGCGGAGGACUACGAGGCGGCGCCCGAGACACCCGUCGGAGGCGCCGACAGAGACGGCGGCGGCACGCGAGACAACCUCCCCAUCCCGAUCUUCGACGGGAGUGGCCUGCGCGACUUCUCGCGGCGCGUCGACGCCUGGCAGCUGGCGACCUCCCUCAGGUCCGAGCGUCGCGGCCCAGCGCUCUACGCUAGGCUGCAGGAUGAUGCUUGGGCCGCCGUCGAGGACAUCGACAUGCAGAGGCUCGCCGAGCCAGGAGGGCUCGAGUUUCUGAUGCUCGAGCUCAAAGACCGCUUUGAGGAGCAGGAGAUACUGCGACAAGGAGAUGUGCUGCAUGAGUUCUUUGUCCUGCUCGAAAGGCGGCCCCAGGAGCAGAUGCGCACGUUCAAGAGGAGGUUCAACACUCUCGUGCAUCGCCUGGCCAAGUUCGCCGUGACGUUGCCCGCGAUCGUGCUCGGAUGGAUCUUUUUGGAGAAGCUGCGGCUGCCGAGCGAUCGACGUGCGAUGGUGUUGGCCAGUGCGAACAACGAUUACGAUUUCAAGGUGAUGUCCGCGGCGGCCGAGAGAAAUUGCCCAAAUGUUGCUGAGUUCGACCGACCAGGCAGCCGCGGACAAGAUCAGACAUUCAAGCCCAAGAAGUUUCAGAGGUUCGCCCCACGAGGUGGGCAACAUCGUGCCAUGCACGCCGAGCCCGACGACGAGGAGGUGCACGACCCAGUCCAGGACUACCUGCGCGACCUGGACGAGGACGAGCACCAAGCCGUGGAGUCUUUCUUGGCGAACGGUGGAGACCUCACCGACCUCCCGGGCCUGGAUGAGUUCGAGGAUGACGCUGGCGACCAGGGGCCCGGUGACGACCAGGAUGAGACCAUGGCGGCGCUGGCGGAGGCGUACGUGGCAGGUUUUCGUGAGAGCAACAAACGUUUCCAGCAGAAGGAUAAGUUUCGAAUUAAGUUCACGAGUGCAAAGUUCAAAAUGAAGGAAUUCAAGAACCAGCGGGGCUACCCUCCGCCAUCAGCGCCGCAUCAGGUUCAACGAGACCCCAAGAGGCAGAAGGAGAUUGACGACUUGAAGAAGAAUUCAGUCUGCAAGGCCCGCGACCAGCGAGGGCACCGGAAGGGCGACCCUGAGUGCCCCAAGACCCGUGGAGGAGGACCGCCCUCGUCGGGAGCGCGCAAGCCGAUGUUGGCAAUCCAUGACAGCGGCUGUGCGGAGGCGGAGCCGCACAAGGAGACGCGGAGGCGCGUCGGGUUCGCGAUCUAUGACAGCGGCUGCGCCAGGGGCGUGAUGGGCUACAACGUGCUGAAGCUGUGGGCGGCGCUCUUGAGGCGCUGCACGCGUGGCCUAAGGUACCAGCGGGUCGACGAGAAGGAGCGGUUUCGGUUUGGAGCUGGCGACCCGGUCUGGAGCACCUUUGCAUCGCUGAUCCCGAUAUGUGUUUCACAUCGUAUUUCGGGCAUUCUGCGAGUCUGCAUUGUGCCGGGCGACCUGCCGCUGCUCUUUUCGAGGCCAGCGGCGAAGCAGCUCGGGAUCCGCGACGACCCGAGGACCAGCGCCUUCAGUUUUCCCGAGGAGCUGGGCGUGCCACCCGUGCCGGUCACAGAAGCUGACUCCCAGCAUCCGCUGCUCAACUUGUUUCAGUUCCCAGCAGAAGGCUGGGUGGCGCCGCCAGGGGCAGUCUUGGGCGAGACG